This is a messenger RNA of Venturia canescens, 1281 nucleotides long. RefSeq names its product alpha-tocopherol transfer protein-like. The record is from RefSeq and is a predicted model, not a curated record. Gene Ontology annotation, molecular function: phosphatidylinositol bisphosphate binding. Gene Ontology annotation, cellular component: membrane. Lineage: Eukaryota; Metazoa; Arthropoda; Insecta; Hymenoptera; Ichneumonidae. The transcript is spliced from 5 exons. Bases 217 to 1134 code for a protein of 305 amino acids.
AGCACUCUGUUUCCACUCCCUGAAACCAUCCGCAUCUCUUCGGGUUAACAGCAGUUAUCCGUUUCGUGAUUAUUAUCUUAUUGGUUCGUUCAAUUCCGGAAAUUAGAAAAAUCAUACAGUGCUCCCGAGUGUGGCGUGAUUUUCCAGACUUCUUUGAAUUUCCUCGGUGUGUUUAUCGACAAUUUCAGUCACAUUGCUGAGACAAAAUAAGACAAGAUGCUUAUUCACCCAACGGAGGAAAUGUCCAAACGGAUCCGGUUAGAGUUGAACGAAAAUGUAGAAACUCGUCAAAAAGAUCUGGAAAUUAUCAAAGAGUGGCUCGUUAAGCAGCCGCAUUUACCCUCGACUUACGAUGACCUGAGGCUCAUGACUUUUCUUCGGGGUUGCAAGUUUUCCUUGGAAAAAUGUAAACGAAAACUAGACAUGUAUUUCACAAUGCGCGCAGCAGUUCCCGAAUUCUUCACUAACCGUGACGUCACGAGACCGGAAAUGCGUGAGAUUGCCGAAUUAAUAAACAUUCCUCCUCUUCCUGGUCUGACGGAAAAUGGCCGAAGAGUGGUAUUAAUGCGUGGUGUAGAUAAAAAUUUGCCAACACCAAAUCCACCGGACGCAAUGAAGCUUGUUCUAAUGAUCGGUGACGUACGAUUGAAGGAAGAGCUUGUUGGCGUUGCAGGAGAUGUUUACGUACUCGAUGCGAGUGUCGCGACGCCAGCACACUUCGCUAAAUUCACGCCAACCAUUCUCAAGAAAUUUUUAAUUUGCGUUCAGGAAGCAUACCCGGUUAAGCUUAAAGAAGUUCACGUCAUUAACGUCAGCCCUCUCGUCGACUCUAUCAUCAAUUUUGUAAAACCGUUCCUCAAAGAAAAAAUACGAAAUCGUAUUUACGUUCACAGCGGUAUGGAAACUCUCUACGAACAUAUACCCAAAGAUAUUUUGCCCACGGAAUACGGUGGUAAAGCAGGACCUGUCAAGGACAUCCAUGACGCAUGGAUGAAAAAAUUGGAGGAAUAUCGACCAUGGUUCGAGGAUCAGGAAUCGGUGAAAGCGACUGAGGCACUGAGACCGGGAAAACCAAAAACCCAGGACGAGCUCUUUGGUGUGGACGGAUCCUUUAGGCAAUUAUCGAUAGACUAGAAAAUCAAUGUGCUGAUUUGUUAUAAGAAUUUUUUUUUCACAAUGUAGUACGUUAUUCGUUGGAACUUACCUAGUUUCCAAUGUACCAUUUGCUUCUCUUCGAUUGUUGCGUUCCCUCUAAUUAUUAAAUUUUUCGUAUAUCAUCAA